UCCAAAAAAUGGCGGACAACAACCAAAGCGCAGAAGCACAGUCAGACAUUCACAAGAAGAUCAGAUCAGCUUUUAAAACAUUUGACUUCCUGUCUAACAACACGGUGGAGGCUUGUGAGAUUAACUCCGUCAUCUAUUCACUGGGUUGCUUUCCGACUCAGGCAGAUCUACAUGCCUUCAUAUCUGAGGUGGGAGAGGAUAACUCAGGAUUUAUUGAACUGGACAAGUUCCUCCCAGCGAUGACCAAAAUACUGCUGGAGCACAGGUUUCCUCCCAUCCCUGAGGAACGUCUUCUUCAGGCUUUUGAGGUUCUGGACAAAGAAAAGAAAGGCUACCUAGAACCUGAAGAGCUGAGGAAAUACAUGACAGAGGAAGGUGAACCYUUCACUCAAGAGGAGAUGGAAGAGAUGCUAACAGCACUGGUUGACAACAAACAGAAGUGUGUACUAUAUAAGGAGGUGAUCGGCCAACUUGUCAUAGACCCUGACACAUAGACUAACAUGUCAGCACACCUUCUAGGAAAUACCACAAACAUAUAAUAAAACAUAAUUCAUUCUGCA
Austrofundulus limnaeus is the source of this 560-nucleotide messenger RNA. RefSeq names its product dynein regulatory complex subunit 8 (gene drc8). Gene Ontology annotation, molecular function: calcium ion binding. The record is from RefSeq and is a predicted model, not a curated record. The transcript is spliced from 7 exons. NCBI's taxonomy places the organism in Eukaryota, Metazoa, Chordata, Actinopteri, Cyprinodontiformes, Rivulidae. The coding region runs from base 9 to 494 and encodes 161 amino acids.